AUGUCAUCGGAGGAAGAUGAUGAGAUCCUACCAAAAGAUGGAGAGGAGCUGAAAACCUGGAAAGACAAAUACACGGUUGUGAAGCUACUAGGGAAAGGUGGCUAUGGUGCUGUGUAUAAAGUAGUUCGUAAGAGUGACAACAAACCAUUUGCAGUGAAAUGUGAGAAACUAUCAGCAAGAAAGAAGGUGCUUCCAAUGGACUGUCGUGUUUUGCGUGGUGCUCAAAUAAUAAAAAGCUGCCAUUUUUGUACAAUAGAGGAUCGAGGAAAAAUAGAAAAUCGUUUUAUAUUUCUUGUCAUGAAGCUUAUUGGAAGGAAUUUAUGGGACCUGCGUGUUGAACGAGAGAGCAUGCGAUUCACUCUCAACACUUCAUUGAAAGCUGCAGAACAAUGCUUAAUCUGCAUCGAGGAGCUACAUAGGCUGGGAUUUCUCCAUCGCGAUAUCAAGCCUGGAAACUUUGCUACUGGUCGACCAGACGCGAACGAACACCACAUAAUUUAUAUGCUCGAUUUUGGACUUUGUAGGAAAUUUCAGGAGAAGGAUAAGGAUGUUCGUGUACCACGAGAAGUAGCCCCAUUUAGAGGAACUACGAGAUACGCACCCAUAGCCGCGAUGAAGCAAAUCGAGCAGUCACGAAAGGAGGACCUGGAGGGGUGGAUGUACAUGGUUGUUGAAUGGACCUCAGGUGGACUUCCUUGGAGAAAAUAUAAGGCAGACAAUCGGGAAGAAGUGUUAAAAAUGAAGGAAGAGGUCCGAGAUAAAGAAGACGCAAUGACUAUUUUCUUAAAAAAUUGUCCGGAAAGAGAGUUCAAACGGAUAAUGAAGUAUUUGUAUGAGUUGACCUACUUCUCGAUACCAGAUUAUAAUUUCAUCUAUUAUUGUAUACAACACGCCUGUAAGUCGAACAAUAUCAAGCCGACAGAUCCACUAGACUGGGACAUGGAUCAUGAAUUCUCGGGACCGACUGGACCCCCUGGAAAGGGUAAGAGCGAUAUGAAGCUUGACGAGCACGAUGAAGAUUUCGAUGGCGGAAAGAAAGGAAACACCAUUGUUAAGAACGAGAAAAGCCCUGUCAAGCAAACUUCGCGAAAAAUCUCCGCACCUGCAUCGUAA
This is a messenger RNA of Necator americanus (New World hookworm), 1113 nucleotides long. RefSeq lists its product as uncharacterized. Gene Ontology annotation, molecular function: protein serine/threonine kinase activity; ATP binding. The coding region runs from base 1 to 1113 and encodes 370 amino acids. The transcript is spliced from 11 exons. NCBI's taxonomy places the organism in Eukaryota, Metazoa, Nematoda, Chromadorea, Rhabditida, Ancylostomatidae. The record is from RefSeq and is a predicted model, not a curated record. Gene Ontology annotation, biological process: signal transduction; peptidyl-serine phosphorylation. Gene Ontology annotation, cellular component: nucleus; cytoplasm.